This is a messenger RNA of Punica granatum (pomegranate), 4055 nucleotides long. The record is from RefSeq and is a predicted model, not a curated record. Lineage: Eukaryota; Viridiplantae; Streptophyta; Magnoliopsida; Myrtales; Lythraceae.
CCGUCAGAUUUUUCUCUCCGUUUUCCUCUCCAAUUCUCUCUCCCCCUCUCCCAUCACCCCAAGGAAAAAAAAAAAAAAGCUUCUGGUCCAAUUUGUCUUCUUCCCGGUUCUCCUUCUCCGGCGAGAAUCUGAGUCUCGCCGACGCAGAGGCCGCCAUAGAUUCCGAUCGGCGGGUACGUGCUCCGGUGAAGAGGAGAGAGAAGAUGGUUUUCGUACUGAGGUUGAUAAAAAAAGAUUAGGAGGUCAGCUGCUGCAGGGGGAGAAGGAAGGAAGAGAAGGAUAAAAAAAAAAUGGAGGUUAACGUGCAAUGCAGGGAAAAGGGAAUCGAAGGUUAGGGCCAUUGGAGGAUCUUGCACGGCACAGAUUCCGAGAUGAUCCAUUGCUGAGUUUCUUCUUGCCUUAUGCCGUAAUUCAUUCUAUUCCCCCCAACCUCUGUUCUCCCUCCCUCCGUUUAAAUUCCAUCUUCACCCCUCCUCUCUCUCCUCCGUCUGGCUCUCCUCGUUCCACCUGACUUCGGAACACGAGUAGAGAGUGCUGCAGAGGUUAAGAUUCGAAUUAUCUAUUGAAGGUUUGGGCUUGUGACUUGUCUGAAAUCGAGAAGUACCAGGGUUUUGUUAGAUUCAAGGGUUUUAUCAUGCCAUCCCCAUUGAUAGACUUAAAGGGGUUCUCCUCACCAUCUCAAUUUUCUGAAGAUCCGUCCUUUCCUGGCGAGAGGCAGGUCGGAUUUUGGAAGUCGGAGACUAUGCCUGAUAAAAAUGGAACAGCUGGCGGAAAGUUUGCCUCAUCAACUAGAUCAAAUUCGAAACUUAUAUCUGCAGGAUCACCGAUUAUGACCUCUCUGCAUCAUCCCGAAGUUUUCAUGGUUCAGCAACAGAAAGUGAAUUUCACCGACAAAGCAGCUAAUGGGGCAUUGCCUUCAUUGAAAACCACAGGCCUCGACCAGGGAUUGGGAUAUAAUCUAAAUGCACCGACAACAGCAUACUUCACGGAAGGCAAUGGAAUUAACAUGAUGGGAAGUCGCUAUGAAAAUAGCUUAUUCUCCAGCUCUUUGUCCGAGUUGUUUAGCCGGAAGAUGAAAAUAACAUCAAACAAUGGCUUAUACGGGCAUUCUAUCGAUACUGUUGCCUCUCACUAUGAAGGAGAAGAACCACUCGAGUCCAUGGAUGAUAUCGAAGCUCAUAUGAUCGGAAACCUCCUCCCCAACGACGAUGAGCUCCUAUCCGGAGUGACUGAUGGGCUUGAGUUUUCCAUGCCGUCUAAAGGUGCUGAUGACAUGGAGGAAUUAGAUCUCUUUAAUAGUGUCGGAGGAAUGGAUUUGGAAGAGGAUGGCUCUUCUGAUGGACACAAGAAAUUUGAAUAUCUUGGAGAUGGUAAUGGUUCAAUGAACAGUGAGCACCCUUACGGUGAGCACCCUUCUAGAACGUUGUUUGUGAGAAAUAUAAAUAGCAACGUCGAGGAUUCUGAAUUACGGGCCCUUUUCGAGCAAUAUGGAGAUAUCCGUACACUUUAUACGGCGUGCAAGCAUCGCGGUUUUGUUAUGAUAUCCUAUUAUGACAUUAGAGCUGCUCGCACUGCUAUGAAGGCUCUGCAGAGCAAACCGCUGAGGCGAAGGAAACUUGACAUCCAUUACUCAAUUCCAAAGGACAACCCAACAGAGAAAGAUAUUAAUCAGGGCACACUUGUGGUCUUCAACCUCGACUCUUCCGUUUCAAAUGAAGAACUCCAUCACAUAUUUGGUGCUUAUGGAGAAAUCAAAGAGAUACGUGAGACCCCACAUAGAAAUAAUCACAAGUUUAUCGAAUUUUAUGAUGUUAGAGCUGCAGAAGCUGCUCUUCAUGAGUUGAACAGGAGCGAUAUUGCUGGGAAGCAAAUUAAACUUGAGCCAAGCCGUCCCGGAGGUGUAAGACGUUUUGCACCAAAUAAUCCUCUGGAGUCAGAACAAGAGGAGUUUGAUCUUUUUGUGCGUCAGAAUAGCCCUGCAAACAACUCGAAUGCUGGACUUUCUGGUCCUUUUCCUUCAGGGUCAGUCAAGCCUAGUAGUACUGAUGAUGGAACUAUCCUGGGCUUUCAAUCUUCAAUGCGUUCCUCAUUUCUCGAAAGUGCAUUCCAUCCUGGGGUUUCUUCGAGCGUCCCAAACAGCUUGCCAUCUCUGAUGAGAGCCGGGUCAGUUGGCAGUCAUCCUGGACUCGCUGAUUCAGGCCACUCAAUGGGCCAUUUAAAGUUUGACAUCAGACCAACACAGAAUAUUCAUCCUCAUUCACUACCCGACUAUCAUGAUGCUUUGGUGAAUGGCAUUCACUGCAGUUCUCCUAGUACCAUGGUGUCCACCAUUAAUUCUAGAUCUAUGGAGAGAAUUGAUAACAGGCAGUUGUGCAGAGUAGGUUCGAAUGGACGCACUUUGGAACUUAAAGAAGGUGUUUUUGGAUCUGCGGGGAAGGGGAGCUGCACUCUUCCUCGACAGUACCCAUGGGGCAAUCAUUCCUACCAACCUCAGCCUUCGAGCAUGAUGUGGCCCAACUCUCCAUCCUUUGUUAACGGAAUUCAUGCUGCCCAUCCCCCUUCCAGACUGCCUGGGAUUUCUGGGCCACCAUCCCAAAUGCUGAACCCAGUCAUGCCCAUGAAACCCCAUCACGUCGGGUCUGCACCGGCUGUGAACCAUGCCAUGUGGGAGCCCCUGCAUAGCUUUGCAGGAGAAUCCUCUGAGAGUUUGAGCUUUCACCAUCCGGUCUCUCUUGGGAACAUGCGGGUGCCAAACAACUCUAUGCCUUCAAUGGACUUUGUUCCCCACAACAUGUUCCCACAACUCGGGGGCAACUCUAUGGAUUUCCCUGUUGGCCCUAAGAAUGUAGGGUUCCAAGCUCAUCAUCAGAGGGGCAUGAUGUUUCCAGGAAGAGGCCAAAUGGUUCAACUCCCAAGUUCAUUCGAGGCUCCAAACGAGCGAAUGAGAAGCCGAAGAAAUGAAGGCACUUCUAAUCCAGUGGACAACAAGAAGCAGUAUGAGCUCGAUAUUGACCGCAUAAUGAGAGGAGAGGACAAUAGAACGACGCUAAUGAUCAAGAACAUUCCUAACAAGUACACUUCAAAAAUGCUGUUAGCUGCAAUUGAUGAACGCCACCGAGGAACUUAUGAUUUCAUAUACUUGCCAAUUGAUUUUAAGAACAAAUGCAAUGUUGGGUAUGCCUUCAUCAACAUGACUGAUCCAAGCCAAAUCAUCCCGUUCUAUAAGGCAUUCGAUGGGAAGAAAUGGGAGAAAUUCAACAGCGAGAAAGUGGCUUCCCUUGCAUAUGCUCGUAUACAAGGAAAGGCUGCCCUCAUCGCGCAUUUCCAGAACUCAAGCUUGAUGAAUGAAGAUAAACGAUGCCGUCCUAUUCUCUUCAACACAGAAGGUCCCAAUGCCGGGGAUCAGGUCCCUUUUCCAAUGGGGGUGAAUGUCCGAACUAGACCUGGGAAGUCACGGACUAGCAAUCCCGAGGACAACAGUCAAGGGAACCGAUCGAGUCUACUAAACGGGGAAGAUUCUUCUCAUGGACAUGGAGACACAUCUACAAGCUGUGGAAAGGAAUCAGACUGAGGAGUUUGCCUCGAGUUUUUAGCGGGGACCCAUUAACCAACCUUACAGAGAGUAACUUACCUUCACAUCCACCCCGAAACUCUUUUACCUGUAUUAGGGCGUGGGUAGUAAAUGGAUCUUCUCAACUUUGUGGGAGGCCUCUAAGAGUUAUAGAGAAGUAAGAAGCGCUUAGCAAAUGCCAAGCAAUUAGUGAGAUAUUCUCCGGGAUGACUAAGAACUGAUAAAGAUAAAGCGAAACUUUGUGGUUGCAGAGGAGCACUUGUCGGAGCUUCAAAAUUUUGGGUCGGUCUGCUAUUGAACUAUAGUAACAUUUGAUCAUGGUGGUCUUUUUUGUUUUUGGGAUGAUUUUAGUUGUCUGUAAUCUGUAGGUGUUGGAGCCCUCUGUAAUUGUUAAGGUGAGAAACAGAGAGAGCUUUGUUGAUUGAAAAUUUUGGGAUCUGAGCUUAAGAUUCUAAUGAAUGCUUCUUCCGCAAUAAUCCCUUUC